AUGGCAGUGGAGGCCCGUCCGGCGAGUACCGGGCCGGAAACCCGCCGGUCGCCGGUACCGGACCGCAGAGCGAUGAGCGCGGACUCGGAACCACGCACCCUGGCCGCCCGCAAGGCCUAUCCUGAACCCUCGGAGGAAGAUGCUCCCCUCGAUUUAACAGUUCAUACUCGAAAAGAGAUCACGGUGAGAGAAUUUGCCCGCCACCCCUUCGCGGACCCCACGGACUAUGUGAGAGCACAGGCUAUACUGAGGCAGUCGAGGGGUUUCCUGGCUGCUGGAAGGGAUUCUGGCACCGAAUCAGAUGACUCCGCCGGCCGGAUGAGCCCCGGCGAGGACCCUACCUCCGGCAAAGCCUACAAAAAGUCCCUGAUGAAGAGAUACAUGGACGGCGAGCCCACCACGCUGUCGUUGGGCGCGCGGGGUUCUCUGGGCAGGGCGCUCCUACACGGGCUCUUGGCCCCCACGCCAGCGCCCCGGCACCACCUCUACACAGCACCCAACACAGGGUCUCUCCCACCGUCACCAGCGGACAGCGGAGUGUCAGAUGUAGAGUCUUCAUCAUCUGGCGCCGGAUCCGCCGAGGAGUUAAAGGCGAGGCUUCAGCCACCGCCCACGCCCUUCCACACGCCCUUCCUGCCCUUCUACCAGCAGCAUCAGAUCGCGUCGCUGCAGCAUCACGCUCACCCUAGGCCACCUGUUGGCACAGUGGAACGCGAUUCAUACUACGGUGGGUACGGCGGUAAUCACCACUUCGCCGCGCCCGCACCCCCUCCACUACCCCAUGACGAUCUCCCAUAUUCGGUCUUCGACUUCGGAGACUAUCAGAGGCACAGCCACCACAACAAACUCAAGCCCAAAAAGAGACCCCGAACUGACGCGCCCCCAACUCCUGGAGUGAAACGCAAGAGCCGAGAAGGCUCUACAACCUACUUAUGGGAGUUCCUUCUCAAACUCCUCCAAGACAGGGAGUACUGCCCACGCUAUAUCAAGUGGACAAAUCGUGAGAAGGGAGUGUUUAAACUCGUCGAUUCCAAAGCCGUCUCCAGGCUCUGGGGGCUCCACAAAAACAAGCCGGACAUGAACUAUGAGACCAUGGGCCGCGCCCUCCGCUACUACUACCAGAGGGGCAUCCUCGCCAAAGUGGACGGCCAGAGGCUCGUGUACCAAUUCGUAGACGUUCCGAAAGAUAUCGUCGAGAUCGACUGUUCGCUCGCG
This is a messenger RNA of Brenthis ino (lesser marbled fritillary), 1215 nucleotides long. Lineage: Eukaryota; Metazoa; Arthropoda; Insecta; Lepidoptera; Nymphalidae. The record is from the annotation of a GenBank genome assembly.